Magallana angulata is the source of this 2346-nucleotide messenger RNA. RefSeq lists its product as uncharacterized. Bases 219 to 2267 code for a protein of 682 amino acids. The transcript has a single exon. Lineage: Eukaryota; Metazoa; Mollusca; Bivalvia; Ostreida; Ostreidae. The record is from RefSeq and is a predicted model, not a curated record.
UUUCAGUUACAUGUAUACGAUUUGUAAACACGUACGAAGGUAAAUGGACUAAUUGAUAAAUGGAAAUUGUGACUGUUGUAAUUCAUAUCUGACAAAAUGUUAUCGGAGAUUGUUUGUUAUUUGAUUAACAUCAAUAAAAAACUUAAUCAACCUAAUUCAACAUGAAUAGAUGUUGUCAUAGAGAAUUGGAUAUUACAAAAAAUACAUAAUCUGAGAAAAUGUCUGACAAUUGCCGUGUGUCUGAGGCCCUGUACGUGGGUCUGUGUGGUUAUAUAGGGACACCGAUAGAAGUAACCAUCAGGAGGGAGGUGAUGGACAUGGAGGAGAUGAUAUAUAAACAUGUAUAUAUACAUAAAGGUUGUAGAGGUAUGAGGAGUGGUAGUCAUAGGGAAGGUUUCAGAUUUAAAUCUUCUGAUAUAGACACGAUGUUCUGGAUUACCAAUCAUAAAGUGAUAACCGACUUAUCACAGUCCAGUGUUUAUGAUCUGUCAAAGCAUACCAUUAUUCUAAUGGAGGACACUGAUACACCACCAGGGUUUGUCAGACUACAGCUUCUGACGUCACCACUAGAUAGAAACAUAUCAUCAUCUGUUAUUCCGUUCAAUGACGGGAUGCUCAUAUCAAAUGUUAAGUGGAGACAAAUCAUACUUACAUUGAUAAGUGGAAAUAAAACUUUCACGAAUUUAAAAACUCAUGGUCCUUGUGCAAACAGUUUUUAUGGUAAUAUAGAAACUGACUAUGCUCUUUGUUUUCAUUGUUCCUACUGGCCACAGUUAUCUUGUUAUUGGAAAAAAAGAUGUACUCUACAUAACUGGCCCCCAAACCACGUUUUUUAUGAAAUUCUGAGUAAUGGUUGUCAUUUUGUGCCCGUCGGAAUUAAAACUGCAGGCGAUGAAAAUGAACUUGACUGGAGAUUAUCCUUUUCUCAGGCAGAACAAAAACUGAUCUACUCCAUGAACCAUACCCAAUUUUUGUGCUAUGGCCUCUUAAAAAUAUUUUUAAAAGAAGUGGUCAAUCGCGACAUAGAAGAACCAUUUUUGUGUUCAUAUUUUGCAAAAACUACUUUGUUCUGGCUGAUACAAAUAGGAAAUAUUACAUGGUGUCCAAAUAACUUACUGGAUUGUUUCUGGAAAUGUUUCAAAUAUCUAUAUCAUUGCGUUCAUCGAGGUGUGCUUCCUAAUUUUUUUAUCCCACAAAAUAAUAUGUUUGCCGGAAAGUUGUCCACAGUUAGAGGUGCACGCACACGACAGUGUCUAUUAGAACAACUGAACGGGUAUUAUGAAAUGGGCGUGACCUGUUUGUUACAAAGUACGACGGUCAGAGCAAUGAUUGAGCCAGUUAUAUGCAACAGCUUUUUCAGAGUAGAGCCACUUCUGGGUCAUAUCAAGAGUGUCGCUGAUACAGACGCUUGUAUCAAUUGGGAAAUACGUUGUUUUGAAUUUCCAUUAGAAAACAGUAGAACAAACUUUCUUAUUCUGAGGUCCAUAACAGUUUUGUCAAAUCUAUCACUCACAGAAUAUGAGACGUUAACAUUACAGAAAUGUACGGCAGAUGUUUUGGUAAAAACAGCAUUUUUAUAUCUCAAUAGUUUAACAGAAAAUACAAAUAAGGCAGUCUACAGAUCAGACAGACUGAUUGGUAACUUGUUGAAGCUGGCAGGUAGAGUGGGUGAUGUGUCUCGUUUGUUGUACCUUGCUAUGUAUUACUACAGAACAUGUAGAUAUAGAGAGGCGCUUCGUGUUACAGCUCUGGUUAAAUCAAGACUCAUACAGCCAUAUAUCAUGUAUAACACAGUAGACCGAGAUAGGUACAAUGAAUCAGUGGCUGGUUGGUCUCUGUCUAAACGCAUGAAGAAAGCUUGGGCAUACUAUUUACCUCUUGAUAAUAAUGUUUAUUAUAUCCAGGAACUAGCUUUAGAACAGAAUGUAAGCAAAGACAAUGGUGAUGAAUCAAUGUUGUAUAUUUCACCCUAUGUAAUGCCAGACAUGUUAAGUGUGUUAUGUAACUACAAACUAGGUAACCGGUCCCAGUGUCUACAGUCACUGACAGACCUACAGACACUGCUGCUCUAUGAUGUCGGGAGAUACGUACCUUUGAACCUUAGAGACCUUUCGUGGCAGAUACUGGGGAUCUGUCAGCACGUUGUGGGGGACCUACACGGGGCGUUACAGUCUUAUCAACAGUCACUGAGUCAGGAACCAUACCACAAAAUACAGAAUGCCACAGAAUACAGAAUUGCACUAGUUUUGAAUCAAUUAAACCAGUGAAACAGCGGUGUGGAUUAUUGAGUUGCAUUCAUGAUGGUAAAUCAUGAACUGCAUAAUAAUACAUGAACUGUUAAUUUAC